Messenger RNA from Cryptomeria japonica (Japanese cedar), 937 nucleotides. RefSeq names its product chlorophyll a-b binding protein 4, chloroplastic. The transcript has 3 exons. The record is from RefSeq and is a predicted model, not a curated record. Gene Ontology annotation, biological process: response to light stimulus; photosynthesis, light harvesting in photosystem I. Lineage: Eukaryota; Viridiplantae; Streptophyta; Pinopsida; Cupressales; Cupressaceae. Gene Ontology annotation, cellular component: membrane. Bases 99 to 860 code for a protein of 253 amino acids.
UCAAAGCUAAGCACAAUCACAUGUACAUGAAUAUGCAGAGGCAGAGAUUGGCUCAAUACAGUUGAGCAGAAGUUGCAGAAGAAGAAGGAGGAAUAGAAAUGGCGUCCCUCACCACUCAAGCUGCCAUGGGCGUGUCAUGCCCUUCGAUCUCCAAGCCUGGAUUUUUUACUGGCUCAUCACCAUCUCGCCUUAGCAGGAAACUUCGUCUCGGAUCUGCUUCCACACCCACCAAAUUUUCAUUCAAGGUGGAGGCCAAGAAGGGAGAAUGGCUUCCGGGUCUUACAUCUCCAACCUACCUUAAUGGCAGUCUACCAGGAGAUAAUGGGUUUGACCCCUUGGGACUGGGUGAAGACCCAAAUAGCUUGAAAUGGUAUGUGCAAGCAGAGCUAGUAAAUGGAAGAUGGGCAAUGCUAGGAGUGGCCGGUAUGUUGAUUCCUGAAGUGCUCACUUCCUUUGGGAUCCUCAAUGUGCCCAAGUGGUACGAUGCGGGAAAAGUGGAGUACUUUGCUUCUUCUUCCACCUUGUUUGUGAUAGAGUUCAUUUUGUUUCACUAUGUGGAGCUUAGAAGGUGGCAAGAUAUAAAAUAUCCAGGAAGCGUAAAUCAAGAUCCUAUUUUUAAGAGUUAUAGUCUUCCACCCAAUGAUGUGGGGUACCCUGGAGGCAUCUUUAACCCUUUGAACUUCUCUCCAAGCAUAGAGGCCAAGGAGAAAGAAAUCGCUAAUGGGAGGUUGGCAAUGCUAGCAUUCUUGGGAUUUGUAGUACAACACAAUGUAACGGGAAAGGGGCCAUUUGACAACCUCUUGCAACACCUGUCUGACCCAUGGCACAACACCAUUAUCCAGACUCUUCAAGGAAAUUGAGAUUGUUGCUACAAUGUAUAUUGAAUGUACUAUUUUGAACCUCUUCAUUUUCUAUGGAACUUGGUGUUGGGUAGAUA